This is a messenger RNA of Arvicola amphibius (Eurasian water vole), 487 nucleotides long. RefSeq names its product mal, T cell differentiation protein like (gene Mall). Lineage: Eukaryota; Metazoa; Chordata; Mammalia; Rodentia; Cricetidae. The transcript is spliced from 4 exons. The record is from RefSeq and is a predicted model, not a curated record. Gene Ontology annotation, cellular component: membrane. Gene Ontology annotation, molecular function: structural constituent of myelin sheath. Bases 3 to 467 code for a protein of 154 amino acids. Gene Ontology annotation, biological process: myelination.
GCAUGGCUUCCCCGGACUCACCGCCGGCCACCACCUACGCCCCGCCCGCCGUGCCCUCGGGGGUCGUUGCCGUGCUCCUCACCAUCCCCUUUGCCUUCUUCCUACCGGAGCUGGUAUUUGGGUUCUUGGUCUGGACUCUGGUGGCUGCCACACAUGUAUCGAGACCCUUGCUGCAUGGAUGGGUGCUAUACGUGUCACUCACCUCGUUCCUCAUCUCCCUGAUGUUCCUGUUGUCCUACCUGUUGGGGUUUUACAAACGGUUUGCGUCCUGGAGAGUCCUGGACAGUCUGUACCAUGGAACCACAGGCAUCCUGUACAUGAGUGCCGCCGUCCUGCAAGCACACGCCACUAUCAUGUCUGAAUACAAUAACAUAAACGAGUACUACAUCAAUACUGCAGCUUCAUUCUUCGCCUUCCUCACUACCCUGCUCUAUAUUCUGCACGCCUUCAGCAUCUAUUACCACUGAAGGACCGAGGAACCAAACCC